This is a messenger RNA of Cladocopium goreaui, 2793 nucleotides long. The record is from the annotation of a GenBank genome assembly. Lineage: Eukaryota; Dinophyceae; Suessiales; Symbiodiniaceae.
AUGUCUUCCCAGAGCCUUUCGCCAAUGGCUGCUCCUAUGCAGACGGUGCCCAUGUCAACACAAAGUCUGUCUGCCAAAGCGGUGCCCCCACAGGUUCCUUCCCAGUCAGCUCCCCACGUGGAGUACGAGGAACAAGACCUUGAAACAGAGUAUGUGGAGCGCAUUGUGGAGGUUCCAAGGGUUCGCGUGGACCAUGUGGAGAAGGUCAUCGAGGUGCCAGAAAUCCACAUGGUCGACAGGAUCAUCGAAGUUCCACAAGUUCAAGAUAUAGUUUACGACACGGGUUCUGGAGCAGGUGGUGCCUAUGGAGGCUCUGGCUACGGUGGUCCUGGUGGAGGCUUUGGCCCGGGUGGAGGAUACGGAGGUAGUGAUGGCUUUGGAGGGUCUGGAGGCUGUGGAGGUUGUGGAGGGUCCGGCUUCGGUGGCUUCGGUGGCUUCGGAUCUGGCUUUGGACCGGGUGGAGGGCCCGGUGGCUACGGCUCCGGCUAUGGUGGACCGGGAGGCGGUCCGGAUGGUGCUGGCGGCUGUGGCGGUCCAGGAGGUGCUGGCUAUGGCUAUGGCUAUGGGGGAUGCGGUGGACCCGGCAGCAUCGCCUUUGGAGGGGGGGCCAUGGAUCUGGGGUCAUCAGCUGGAAGAUAUCCCUUCAAGGGCGAAGGUGGAGAGUUGGAUCCUUUCGGCUUCGGUGGAAGAGGGGCCAACGGCUAUGGAGGUGGACCAGGUGGAGCCAAUGGCUAUGGACCUGGUGGAGGAUAUGGACCAGGUGGAGUCAAUGGCUAUGGACCUGGUGGUGCUAGUGGCUAUGGACCCGGUGGAUGUGGAUAUGGAGAUGGAUCUGGACCCAAUGGCGGUGGUGGUAUGGGCGGUAUGGGCGGUAUGGGCAUGGGCUAUGGCCCUGGUGGAAGGGGUGGCAAGGGCAAAGGAAAAGGCAACUUGCCAGUCAAAGUCAUCACGCGGGAGGUUCCAAAGAUCGAAGUGAAACAAGUUGAAAAGAUUGUAGAGAUUCCGAACAUCGAGUAUCAGGACAGGCUUGUGGAAGUGCGCGAGGUGCGAGAAGUGGUUCGAAGAGUGCCACGCAUCGAAGUUCGCGAGAUCCCCAUCGAGCGUGUGAUCCAGGUGCCGAAGAAGGUGGUUCAAGAAGUGGAGCAACCCGUCUAUCGUCCAGUGCCUCACAUGGUGAAGCAACACGUGGAACGAGAGAUCCCGGUGCCAAAGCCAUACCUCCAGACCUUGGAGGUGGUCAAGCAGGUGUCAGUGCCAACAACCGAAGAUGGGGUCGUGAUUCCGCAGUCAGAAGUGACACCACAAGCUGCAGUUCAGCCUGGGCAGACGUCACCUCCAGCUCAAGGUGCCAGUCCGGGCCAGCCUGUCCUAAGUGCACCUGUGUCCAGAACAUACGAGCUUCCUCCAGUGCCAAGUGGUGGCACUCCUGUUGCACCAGGUGGCACUGUGAUGUACGGAAGUGGUGUAGUGCAAAGCCAGACUCAAGUCGCUGGUGGGGAUUUGUUCAGCAAAAUGGACAAAGACGGCAGCGGAGCAAUUUCACGUGAGGAGUUUGCACAGGCCCAGCAAAUGGGCAUGGCACCCUCCAUGAGUGCUGCCAAUCCAUAUGCCACGAUGGCUGGCCCGGGUGUACCAGUAACUGCAUCGCCAACAGGACCCCCACAGAGCGUCUCUUUGGGUUCGAUGGCAAUGGGUGCUGGAUUUGGUACCGUUCCUCCACAGGCUGGUGGCACUAUGAUGUACCAAAGUGUUCCAACGCCGCCACAGCCUGUGGUCGUGGCACAACGGAGUGUUGGACCUGUAGGCAUCAUGAACCCCUACGCCACAAUGUCUGGUGCACCAGGUGGCGCAGUAGCGUAUGCAUCAAUGCCUCCCCAAGCACCCUGCGGCUCUGGCUGCUUCACGCAAACUCAGAGAUAUGCUUCAGCAGGUCCUGCAGUCGGUGGGGAUUUGUUCAGCAAAAUGGACAAAGACGGCAGCGGAGCAAUUUCACGUGAGGAGUUUGCACAGGCCCAGCAAAUGGGCAUGGCACCCUCCAUGAGUGCUGCCAAUCCAUAUGCCACGAUGGCUGGCCCGGGUGUACCAGUAACUGCAUCGCCAACAGGACCCCCACAGAGCGUUUCGUUGGGUUCCAUGGCACUGGGUGCUGGAUUUGGUACUGUUCCUCCACAGGGCAGCCCGGUGAUGUAUGGCAGCGGCGUAGUGCAAAGCCAGGUCGCUGGUGGAGAUCUGUUCAGCAAAAUGGACAAAGAUGGCAGUGGAGCCAUUUCACGCGAGGAGUUUGCACAGGCCCAGCAAGUGGGCAUUGCCACGAUGUCUAGCCCUGGUGCAGCAGGGCCGCUUUAUGGACCUCCACAGAGCGUCUCUAUGGGUUCCAUGGUGAUGGGAGCCGGCUUUGGCAGCACUCCUCAGGGUUGCGCUGUGGCGUACGGAGGCGCCGCAACGCCUCCCCAAGCACCAUCAUCUGCUAGCUGCAUCCAAAGCCAAAGAUAUCCUGGGCAAGUCGGCGUUGUGCAGUCAAUGGGUGCCAUGAACCCCUACGCCACAAUGUCUGGUGCACCAGGUGGCGCAGUAGCGUAUGCAUCAAUGCCUCCCCAAGCACCCUGCGGCUCUGGCUGCUUCACGCAAACUCAGAGAUAUGCUUCAGCAGGUCCUGCAGCCUCAGGAGACCUGUUCAGCCGACUGGAUCGAGACGGCAGCGGAGUCAUCUCGCGGGAGGAGUUUGAGCAGGCUCUGCGGUCAGGAGUGGUUGGUGCACCACAGUCUGGGAGUAGCCAAGUGGCCACCACCUGA